ACUAGUCUUAAUUCAUCUCCGAACUGCACUCUUCCAGAAUUGGGCGAGUCAAAAAUGAACCUGCGUUUCCGUACUCUAUUACUUCCUCAGUAUGUCGGUUCCUACUCGAGUAUGGAGCUAAAGCAAUAUAGGGAGUAUGAUAAGGCUAUUCUUCAGAGGAGAACGUUGUCCCGCAUGCCGAAAAUCUUCAUGGGCUCUGGGGCCGAAAUUUUCCUGCCUUCUCAGUGCAAAGGGCGUUUGAAUGCAGAGCGACCCAUAGUGAAUCCAGGUAGCUUUGUAAUCCGCCUUGGAUACAAGGCCGAGCCAGCAUUGACCUUAUUAUACUUGUUUUUUCUUUGUCUAGCUGAGUUGUCUAAGAGUCGUUUCUUUAAUUGUUCACAAAAAAAGACAAAUUUUCAGCUUAACUGCGAGCUUAAUAUUAGGUCUCUUAUCUUUCCUCUCUUUUGUAAUAUUCCCGUUGAGGGUAUCUAUUGCUACAGUAUUAAGCUUAAUUUUGUCUUCACUAACAAUGGCAGAUCAGUCCUGGAUCUGUUGGCCAGCUUGAUAUAG
Molecule: messenger RNA, 549 nt
Organism: Protopolystoma xenopodis
Lineage: Eukaryota; Metazoa; Platyhelminthes; Monogenea; Polystomatidea; Polystomatidae
Source: the annotation of a GenBank genome assembly